UGUUAGAAAUUGAUUUUGCGGAGCUCACCCUGGAGGAGAUCAUUGGCAUUGGGGGCUUCGGGAAGGUCUACCGCGCCUUCUGGAUAGGUGAUGAGGUUGCCGUGAAAGCAGCUCGCUAUGACCCCGAUGAAGACAUCAGCCAGACCAUAGAGAAUGUUCGCCAGGAAGCCAAGCUCUUCGCUAUGCUGAAGCACCCCAACAUCAUUGCCCUUAGAGGGGUUUGUCUGAAGGAGCCAAACCUCUGCUUGGUCAUGGAGUUUGCCCGGGGAGGGCCUUUGAAUAGAGUGUUAUCUGGGAAAAGGAUUCCCCCAGACAUUCUGGUGAACUGGGCUGUGCAGAUCGCCAGGGGGAUGAACUACCUACACGAUGAGGCCAUUGUUCCCAUCAUCCACCGCGACCUUAAGUCCAGCAACAUACUGGUCCUGCAGAAGGUGGAGAAUGGAGACCUGAGCAACAAGAUUCUGAAGAUCACUGAUUUUGGCCUGGCUCGGGAGUGGCACCGAACCACCAAGAUGAGCGCUGCAGGGACCUAUGCUUGGAUGGCGCCUGAAGUCAUUCGGGCCUCCAUGUUUUCCAAAGGCAGUGAUGUGUGGAGCUAUGGAGUGUUGCUUUGGGAACUGCUGACCGGGGAGGUGCCCUUCCGCGGCAUUGAUGGCUUAGCAGUGGCUUACGGAGUGGCCAUGAACAAACUGGCCCUUCCCAUUCCUUCUACAUGUCCAGAACCUUUUGCCAAACUCAUGGAAGACUGCUGGAAUCCUGACCCCCACUUACGACCAUCCUUCAUGAGUAUCCUGGACCAGCUAACGACCAUAGAGGAGUCUGGUUUCUUUGAAAUGCCCAAGGACUCCUUCCACUGCCUGCAGGAUGACUGGAAGCAUGAAAUCCAAGAGAUGUUUGACCAACUCAGGGCCAAAGAAAAGGAGCUCCGCACCUGGGAGGAGGAGCUGACACGGGCAGCACUCCACCAAAAGAACCAGGAGGAGCUGCUGCGGCGCAGGGAGCAGGAGCUGGCCGAGCGGGAGAUUGACAUCCUAGAACGGGAGCUCAACAUCAUCAUCCACCAGCUGUGCCAGGAGAAGCCCCGGGUGAAGAAACGCAAGGGCAAGUUCCGGAAGAGCCGGCUGAAGCUCAGGGAUGGCAACCGCAUCAGCCUCCCCUCGGACUUCCAGCACAAGUUCACAGUGCAGGCCUCCCCCACCAUGGAUAAAAGGAAGAGUCUCAUCAACAGCCACUCCAGCCCUCCCGCAAGCCCCACCAUCAUUCCUCGCCUGCGAGCCAUCCAGUGUGAGACUGUUUCCCAAGUUGGUUGGGGCCAGAACACACUAGGGCACCUGUCCCCUGCUUUAUCCAGCCACCGACUGGUCCAGGCUUGCUCCAUCCAUAACUUCUGCCACCUCUCCUCAGCAAUGUGUAUAUACAUGCACAUAUUGACACCAGGUGAAAACAGCAAAACCUGGGGCCGGAGCUCAGUCAUCCCCAGAGAGGAGGGGGAAGAGGAGGAGAAGCGGGUCCCAAAGAAGAAGGGCCGGACAUGGGGGCCAGGGACUGUUGGGCAGAAGGAGCUCGCCUCAGGAGAUGAAGGCCUCAAGUCUCUGGUCGAUGGAUACAGACAGUGGUCGUCCAGUGCCCCCAACCUGGGGAAGGGCCCGAGGAGCAGCCCCGCCCUGCCAGGGUUCACCAGCCUCACGGAGACGGAGGAUGAGGACAGCGAAGGCCCAAGGAGCGGGGAGAAUCGUUCGCAGCACUCACCCAACCAGUCCUACCUCUGCAUCCCAUUUCCUCGUGGAGAGGAUGGGGACGGCCCCCCGAGUGAUGGAGUCCAUGAGGAGCCCACCCCAGUCAACUCAGCCACCAGUACCCCUCAGCUGACGCCCACCAACAGCCUCAGGCGCGGCAGCACCCACCACCGCCGCUGUGAGAUGGCGCUGCUCGGCUGCGGGGCUGUUCUGGCAGCCACAGGCCUUGGCUUUGACUUGCUGGAAGCUGGCAGGUGCCAGCUGGCUCCCCCCGAGGAGCCCGAGCCGCCGCUCCGGGAAGAGAAGAAGAGGCGCGAGGGUCUCUUUCAGAGGGCCAGCCGCCCUCGUCGCAGCACCAGCCCCCCCUCCCGCAAGCUCUUCAAGAAGGAGGAGCCCCUGCUCUUGCUGGGAGACCCCGCCGCCUCCCUGACGCUGCUGUCUCUCUCCUCCAUUUCUGAGUGCAACUCCACCCGCUCCCUGCUGCGCUCUGACAGCGAUGAGAUUGUGGUGUACGAGAUGCCAGUCAGCCCGGUCGAGGCCCCGCCGCGGACUCCGUGCACCCACAACCCCCUGGUCAACGUCCGGGUGGAGCGCUUCAAGCGAGACCCCAACCAGUCCCUGACCCCCACCCAUGUCACCCUCACCGCCCCCGCGCAGCCGAGUGGCCAUCGGCGGACUCCUUCCGAUGGCGCCCUUAAGCCAGCGGCUCUUCUCGCCAGCAGGAGCCCCUCCAGCAAUGGCGUGAGCCCCAGUCACGGAGCAGGAGUGUCGAAAACCCCCAGUCCCAGCCGAGACCCAGGUGAAUUUCCCCGUCUCCCUGACCCCAAUGUGGUCUUCCCCCCAACACCAAGGCGCUGGAGCACCCAGCAGGACUCUACCUUGGAGAGGCCCAAGACUCUGGAGUUCCUGCCUCGGCCCCGUCCUUCGGCCAACCGGCAGCGGCUGGAUCCUUGGUGGUUUGUGUCCCCCAGCCAUGCCCGCAGCGCCUCCCCAGCCAACAGCUCCAGCACGGAGACACCCAGCAACCUGGACUCCUGCUUUGCUAGCAGCAGCAGCACCGUGGAGGAGCGGCCUGGACUCCCAGCCCUGCUCCCACUGCAGGCGGGGCCGCUGCCGCCUGCCGAGCGGACGCUUCUGGACCUGGAUGCGGAGGGGCAGAGUCAGGACAGCACCGUGCCGCUGUGCAGGGCUGAGCUGAGCACACACAGGCCCGCCGCCUACGAGAUCCAGCAGGAGUUCUGAGCUGCGAGUGGACAGGCCCGGGGGAGGGGAGCAGGAGGUGGAGGGAGCUGGCCGGCACAGCCCUUUCCGCAGCGGCCCCCGAGAUCCAGCCCCACUUCUUGCACUGAUAAUGCACUUUGAAGACAAAAGGGAUGGAGGCAGGGCCACUUGUGAAGGUCCCCCUGCCCUGCAGGGCCUUUCUCCCCAUGCCUAGUGGAGGGCUGUGGCUGUCAGCUCUGGCUGUGCAGGGGAGGGGGGCGCGUGCAUGUCCCCCGCCCUCCAGAGUCUUCCUCUCCUUUAGGGUGACACUGCAGUCGCUCAGCCAAAUCUGUCUGCCGCUCCUUCCCCUCAGCCAGUUGGGUGUGCCCAGAUCCGGCCUGGGCCCUUCGUUACCCUGAGUUCAGCCUCCCCACAUACUAGUGUUGGAUGUUCCACCACUGAUCUGCUCCUCUUCCACCCCCCACCUGGGCAUCAGAGUCUUGUUUGGUGUAAGGUGUCCUAAGCCCCUUUGGUGCCAGCUGGAAGAUGCAGGGUGAAGUGGCCUCCUGUGCGGCCCCCUUGUGGAUGGACCCGCACCGGCUACCUGUGACCCAGACCCCCACCUGUUUAUUUGCACCCGUGGAUGGUCGGGGGAACUGGCUCGGUGAGAACAGAGGGGAGGGGCAGUCAGGAGACACACAGUCAGUGAAGAGGGUCCUGGAGUCUGUGUCCCUGGCCCCGUUUGGAAACAGUCAAGGGUAGAAACCAACCAGCACUUAUCAAAGGCCCGCAUCUGGCCCCUGGGGUCGGGACACUGUCGUGCGAGGUUCUGACACAAACGUAUUCCUCCAGGAACGGCUUCUUGGGAAGACUCACUGUCUGGUGCCAGUUCAGUGUUUCUCUCUUUUGUUGUCGGGCCCUUGUGUGUUUACUUCUCCGUGGUCUUCCUUCCAGUCCCUGGGUCAGUGGGCUUCAGGUCAUGUGUUCACUUGGUGGAUGGCUCCCCAUAGCCUACGGGUGGGGUGUCCCGGGCCGUGGGUGUUGGAACUGUGGGAAUUCCUUCUCAGCCUGCCAUCCGCAUUGCCUUGCCCUUGAAGUAGAAUGGUGCCAUUAGUUGUCCCUUCGGUAGAUGGGCAGUGUGGUAGAGUGGCGCUGUUUCUGAGAUGCUCAGUGAGCCACUGACAUGCGGUAGCUCUUGUGCCCCGAGCGCUGGAAGCCGUGUGUUUGCACAGCUGCCCCUCGCACCGGGCUCUGCCCUGUGAGCUGAGUAGGAAAGACAGCGGAGACCAGCCCUGACCUGCGUGCUGUUUGUUUCCUGAGCUUGAAUGUUGAACUUGUCUGAAGCUUUCUCAUGUAUUUCUUCACUUUCCCCUUGUCUGAGGCCUCACAUGUUGUAUGUGAACUGAGGUGUCUCUGUGACAAUAACAGUGUGACGGGGAGUGCAGUCCCCGGGUUGUGCUCCUCUGCCCACAAGACGUGGAGCUAAACGUUGCUCCACUGCCCUUUAUCAUGGAAUAUUCUCUGGCAGUGUCGGAGGUCAUGGUGCAGGUUCCUUGCAUUGGCUGCUGCCGUGCCAGGAUGCGGGCGUGGUGCAGCUGGCAGAAGUGACAGAUUUGGUUGCUGCUUGUUCUCUGUUACUGUGAUAGAAAUCCUUCCCUGGGAGGACAAAAGAGGUAACCUUGGUUUUCACACUGUUCUUAUUUUAUGACACCAUCUGCUCCCUCCCCUACCAGUGUUGGCCACGAUUUUGUUACUGCAUCUCGUCUCUCUUGAUUCAGCAGAGUCAGUGCGUAAGAGACUGUUUUUGCCCCCAUAUGCCUGCUCCUCGGCUAGGAGAAGAACAAUGAAUUCUGUCUGUGGUUUGUUUUUUGUUUGGGGUUUUUUUUUUUUUUUU
This is a messenger RNA of Chinchilla lanigera (long-tailed chinchilla), 4830 nucleotides long. It is a transcript of the gene Map3k9, whose product is annotated as mitogen-activated protein kinase kinase kinase 9. Gene Ontology annotation, molecular function: JUN kinase kinase kinase activity; ATP binding. Gene Ontology annotation, biological process: protein phosphorylation. NCBI's taxonomy places the organism in Eukaryota, Metazoa, Chordata, Mammalia, Rodentia, Chinchillidae. The record is from RefSeq and is a predicted model, not a curated record.